Messenger RNA from Saprolegnia parasitica CBS 223.65, 1419 nucleotides. RefSeq lists its product as hypothetical. The record is from RefSeq and is a predicted model, not a curated record. Bases 1 to 1419 code for a protein of 472 amino acids. The transcript has 3 exons. Gene Ontology annotation, molecular function: protein binding. NCBI's taxonomy places the organism in Eukaryota, Oomycota, Saprolegniomycetes, Saprolegniales, Saprolegniaceae.
AUGCUCCGCAACCAGCGCGUCACGGCCAUGCUCGUGCUACUGUUGCUUCUUGGGACCGACGCAGGUCGCCGCUACGCCGUGCGGGAUGGCCGCAUCCGCGAACUGUCCAUGUUUGCCGAUGAAAACGCGUGGAUCGCCCACGUCGCCACCCACCUCACUGUGCCCACGGCAGCACUCUCCACCGUCACUGAGAUGCAGCGCCAGCACGUGUCGGUGGACGCGAUCUGGGUGCACCAGCUCUUCAAGGAGCGCUCCAUCGAGAGCGCCCGCGUUGCGACGCAGCGUCCCGUGCAUGCCGGGUACCGCGCGAGCGUCGCGAUGCUGAGUGCGCACUCGAUCUUUGUCCUUGGGCGCAACGGCCUUUUGUUUGAACGCUACUUCAACGGCGUCGUGUGGGUGUACAUGCGGCACGUGGGCGCGACCGAGUCGGUGUACGUCAAGCGACGAGCCUCGACGGGCGACGUGGCUUACACUUUGAGCGCAACGCCGCACAUGGCGCCCAUGGUGGCCGUCACCCGCAUCGCGCACAAAAGGUUUCAGAGCAUUCUCGUCGCCGACGCGACCGGGCGGCUACUGCAGCGGGACGUGAGCGACAACCGGCAGCUGCGCUGGGUCGACAUCACACCGCCCGGCGCUACCGUCGCGACGACCGGCGUGCUCUCCGCGGACGGUCGCUUUUACAUUGCGGCGGCGGACGGGCAGGUGUUUUCCUGGGACGUGGCGUCGGCGUCGUUGCCGCUAUGGCACCGCGAAGCCCUCGACGUGGACGACCCGGCGGACGCGAUUGUGACGGUUGUCGGCGCGUCGAAGACGCUCUACGUGCUCACGGCGCUUGGCCGCCUCCUCGAAUUCGCACUCGAGCAUGGCGAGCGACAGUUUAUCGACCACAGCGCAGCGAUUCGGUUCCAAAUCGAAGCGAGUUUGGGCGUUGUAAACACGGCGACGAGCGUGUUUGGGCUCAGCCCGACAUUGGGUCUCGUCGAGUUCAACAAGACGACGUCCACCUGGCGCGUGCACGGCCACCCGCCGACGGGCCAGCUUCUCGGCGGUCUCGGCGGCAACGACCCGAGUAUGCUGCUCGUGGUCGCGAGUGACUUUUCGCUCUGGCAGUGCAAUGCACUCGAAAGCGAUUCGAUCGCCAAGUGGAUACACCACGGAGGCCACGCUGUGCACCCAGUACCGCCGAUCGCACUCGGUACCGACGACAUCUUGCUGCAGCUCAGCGACGGUCGGCUCGGGCGGCGCUGGCGGCAGCACCGCAACGAAGCGUACGAGACAAUGCCCGUGUUGCACGAUUGGCAGUGGGAUGUGUACGACGUGCCCGAAGGCGCCGCGGCGCCGUGUGGCUACUGCUCGAACGAGCCCGACACCGAAGACAACUGCGUUCGGGGCACGCCAGCGCGCCUGCACGACGCGUAG